Molecule: messenger RNA, 2151 nt
Organism: Trichophyton rubrum CBS 118892
Lineage: Eukaryota; Fungi; Ascomycota; Eurotiomycetes; Onygenales; Arthrodermataceae
Exons: 3
Coding region: 1-2151 (716 amino acids)
Cellular component (GO): ubiquitin ligase complex; cytoplasm
Molecular function (GO): protein binding
Source: RefSeq, a predicted model, not a curated record
AUGUCGGAGUCACAAGUUUUGAGGAAGGACCAGUUGGAAACCAGCCUGUUCAACGAGCGAAAGUUGAUCGGUGCAGGAGAGCUCAAGGAAGACAACCCGUUGGACCUAAGUGAACCAUUUCGAGAGCUCUGCGAAGCAUGCCGGAGAGGCGAUCUUAAGGCAUGUCAGGAGAAGAUAACUGAGGGAGUGAAUAUUAACGGUAGAGAUUUAUUUGACUGCACUCCCUUGAUACUUGUGAGUGAAGCUCCUCCCUUCAUCCUUCCAGCCUGUCGGAGGUCCUCGACAAGUGGCAGCGCUAGUCUUUGUGGCCACUACGAAGUUGUACAACUUCUCCUUGAUUCUGGUGCUUUAUGCGAACGAGACACUUUCCAAGGCGAAAGAUGCCUCUACAACGCAUUAAACUCGAAGAUACGAAACCUGCUGCUUGAAUAUGAUUAUUCAAAGUCAACGGAUCCUCUCCAACCUUUCGCAUCUCAUAUAACGUUGUUGCUAAACAGAGACCAUCCUCAAACGUCGGAUAUCGCAGUCACAGCAGGAGAUGAGACUUUUCACCUCCACAAGUUCAUAUUGUCAGCACGAUCACCAUAUUUCCAUAAGAAACUUUCCACCGCUCCAGAAGCGACUUCAUGGAAAUUGCCAAGUACAAUACCACCUCCAGCAUUUAGCGCAGGGAUCAGAUACUUGUAUCUGGGCGAUGCUCCACGAGAUUUGAGAUCUGGGCCAGGUGCCGGUCUCUAUUCAGAGGCAGAAGUAUUUGAAGGAAUAGACAGAAUCGCCAACCACCUAGAACUUCGUGGCCUAGUUGAUACUAUACUGGACAGUGGUGAUAGGAGAUUAACUAGGCAAAGGAGAUCAGACGAAGUUAGCAAGGGUCGAAAUCAGAUGGAAGCAUGGUUUCGGGAAAAUAUCAUCAAACACAAAGUGGUGAUUGAUACGGAUAGAGCAAAUGAGGUUAAAUGGUCGCGGGAUAACAGUAUCUUCGCUGAUGUUCUCCUUCGAGCCGACGAAGAUGAUAGCGAAAGUGAAGAGUCGCAAGAGAACAAAGAGUGCGAAAAUGGAAGACUUGAGGACGCCGGUAGUGGUAUACCCAUUGGAGGCUUCUCACGGCUAUCCCUGGAUACCUCCAUUAAGAAACCAAAAAGGAAAUCGGUUCUUUUUCCAGCCCAUCGAGCGAUGCUCCUACGCUCUGAGUUUUUCUCGCUCAUGUUUUCUUCCAGCUUUCGUGAGGCUCAAGUUACAGACUAUUUGCAAAUAAUACCAAUCGACUGUUCACCAGACGUGUUGGAGAUAGUUCUCACUUUCUUAUAUACAGAAAAAGCAGACUUCCCUCUUGAAGUCGCAGUUGAUGUUCUGUUCGCUGCGGAUCUGCUACUGAUCGAACGGCUAAAAACAAAGGCAGCCGUCCUCAUUAGCACAUUGGGAAGCGGAAAUAUCACAUCUUUGGGUUCAAAGCCAUCAGCGGAUACAAAACAGUCAUCUUCAACGAAAGAAGGGAAAGAAGCAGAAGGAAGCGACGAAAUAAUCGAUGCCUAUGAAAUCCUCCGUGCAGCUUGGCUGAUGCGCAUCCAACGACUUGAGGAGUUCGCCGCCCGAUACUUUGCUUACAGGUUAGAAGCGCAUAUCGACAACCCUGAGUUCGCACAGCUAGUGAAGGAGUCAGCCGAGCGUAUCCAAAAACGACAAGAAACGGAUUCUAUCGAGUUAGUAGAUGACAUCCGCUACUAUCUCUCUGAACGAUUCAGGCUACGUUUUGAGGAUUCUGGUAUAGACAUCUUGAACUCCGAGGACAAUCCAAACGAAGGCGAUCCGGCUGAAAACACCAACACUCCUUCAAACUCUUACCCCGAAACAAAUGGUAACGGAAAUAUCAUAUCGCCUACCCCUUUGUCGCCUCCACCUUCGUCGUUUAACAGAGAGCCUAGUGAUGCCGACUCUACUAGGGAACAGCAAGGGGACUCAAACAAAGUCGUCGAUGCGGGGCCUCCAAGGCCCCAGGCAAAUGGAAAGAGUGAGCAAAUUGAUGCAAGCGGCGUCAUUCGGACUUUAGAUGGCCGGGAAGCUGGAGAUGAAUUUUCUAGAGACGCUAUUGAUUAUGAGCUUCUCCUGAACAAAUUGGACCAGCUACUUGAAAGACUAGGCUUGGAUGCCUAA